Ahaetulla prasina is the source of this 7274-nucleotide messenger RNA. RefSeq names its product methyltransferase 6, tRNA N3-cytidine (gene METTL6). Lineage: Eukaryota; Metazoa; Chordata; Lepidosauria; Squamata; Colubridae. The transcript has 5 exons. Bases 1405 to 2292 code for a protein of 295 amino acids. The record is from RefSeq and is a predicted model, not a curated record.
UUUUUGGGCAGGGGGGGCGGAAUCCGGGAAUCUUUUGAGGGGAAAGAAGGGAAUGCGGGUGGCGGGACCAGGAAGGUUUUUACCGGCCCCGGUAAAUAGGUAGGUAGAUCGGAGGUAGGAGGUAGCACUAGGGAAAACACUGACGCGUUUGGCCUCAUUUGCAAAGGUUCUCGAAUUGAUAGCAGCUCUCAGAACCGGCAGAUUUAAUCCAGCUCCAUAAUUGGGCCUUUCUGCCUGAUACGCUCUUCCUCAGAGCCGAACGAGAAUCGAUCACCUGGGGACACUUUCUGCUGUGUUAUCUCGGAAAACAGGAAUGUAAAAAGGUGUAUUGAGGUGCUAUCGGGUGAAUAGUUUUCGUAUUUAAUUGAUUUUAAGCAAAAAGCAGGUGAAGGCAGGAGAAUUCAUCUCUUGGUAAUUUCAGAUUGGUCUUUGAAUAUUGAUUUGGCUACAGAAUGUAAGUGGUUGGCCGUUGCCCUUUUUCAGGUCGUUGGUAUAGAUUGCCCUUCAUUUACAACAGUUCAUUUAGUGACCAUUUGAAGUUAAAAUGGGUCUGAAAAAAGUGACAUGACUGUUUUUCACAUUUACGACCGUUGCAGCAUUCCCAUGUUUAUGUGAGCAUAAUUCAGACACUUGGCAACUGACUCAUAUUUAUGAUGGUUGCAGUGUCCCAGGAUCAUGUGAUCACCUUUUGAGACCUUCUGACAAGCAAAGUUAAUGGGGAAGUUAAUGGGGAAGAUUCACUUAACAACCGGGUUACUAACUUAAGAACUGGAGUGACUCAUUUAACAACUGAGGCAAGAAAAAGUCAUAAAUGGGGCAAAACUCAUUUGACAAAUGUCUCACUUAGUAACAGAAAUUUCUUGCUCAACGUUGAUCAUAAGUUGAGAACUACCUCUAAUUUAGACUGAUAGUUUCUUUAUUCAGAACUAAACAGAGGUCUCGCUUUGAAGGACUGCCUCUGCUUAGUUCUGAGCUCAAUAACUCAGCCAGGGUUUACACAUCAAACUAAACUGAAACUAAAUUAUAUCUGGGCUUAAAGUGCCAUAAGAAUUGAGUUAAUGUUAUCUAGUCCUUCUUGGUGGUCUAUUCAUUAGUGAAGAACUAUAAUUGGUUACAUUAUUUCUCUUUGUGACCUGUCAGUUCAUGCAGAGAGCAUGCUCUUUAUAUAUUAAUUAAAAUAUGCUUUUAAAAGAUGAAAAUAAGGGAAAUGAUGAUAUUGUCAACAUGUUUUUAUCAUUUGGUAUCCAGAGAAAAUUGUGAAAUAGUAACUUUUCUUUAUUGUGUUUUUACAUCUAGUUCUUACAUGAUACAUGAUAUGGGCAAUUAUUUAAUUAAGGAUUGAUAUACCUUUGAAUCUGCUUAAGGAUUGAUAUACCUUUGAAUCUGCUUUGUCCAGUAAUUAAGAUGAUUAAAUCCAAAAUUCUGAAAAGUCACUCAUCUAUUCCUCAUACUGAUGAGGUAAUAACUGCUUGUGAAGAUGGGUCUUUUCAAAAAACAGGGCAGAAAAUUGUAAGUCCUGAAGAAGCAAAACAAUUAGCCCAAAAUCAGGUAUCUGAUUUAGUAUCUGACUUCAAGCAACAGAAACUUGAGAAAGAAGCACAAAAGAACUGGGAUCUAUUCUACAAAAGGAACAGCACCAAUUUUUUCAAGGACAGACACUGGACAACUAGAGAGUUUGAAGAAUUAAAAGCCUGUAAAAAAUUUGAAGAUCAAAAAUUGACAAUUCUGGAAGCAGGUUGUGGUGUUGGGAACUGUUUAUUUCCACUUCUAGAAGAAGAUUUGAAUAUGUUUGCUUAUGCUUGUGACUUCUCUCCCCGAGCGGUGGAAUAUGUAAAGCAAAAUCCUCUUUAUGAUGCCAAAAGAUGCAAAGUAUUCCUGUGUGACCUGACCAAAGAUGAUCUUGUGGAAAAUGUACCAUUAGAGUCAGUAGAUGUGAUUAUGUUAAUAUUUGUACUUUCUGCCAUUCAUCCUGAAAAGAUGCAUUUAGUUUUGAACAAUAUUUAUAAGGUAUUAAAACCAGGUAAAUAUGUUCUAUUCAGAGAUUAUGGCCUUUAUGACCAUGCAAUGCUGAGGUUUAAAUCUGCUUGCAAGCUGGGAGAAAACUUCUACGUACGACAAGAUGGAACCAGAUCAUACUUUUUUUCUGAUGAGUUUUUGGCAGAACUUUUCCAGUCUGUGGGAUAUGAAGAAAUAGUCAAUGAAUAUGUGUUUCGAGAAACUCUGAACAAAAAAGAAAAUUUAUGUGUGCCAAGAGUUUUCCUCCAAAGCAAAUUUCGAAAGCCUCAGAAAUAAGUUUUUGCUGAUAAAUUGUUGGAACAGUUGAAGUUCAAGGCUAUUUUCUUACGUUAUUCAGUUUAAACCAAGUUUUAUAUCAGGCCUGUGGGACAAAAUAAACCUAGUACUUGCCUAGUCAUCUUCUAUUGAAAAAAUCCUGAAGGUAGUUGAAAACUCUGCUUCUAUUUUAAAUAUAAUUCAAUAAUUUUGGGAUUAAACUACCAGCUUCCAGCUUUAUAAUUCAGGAUCACAAUGUUUUCCCUGGCAAGAAUGCUUAUUAUCAAGCAGAUUCCAGAAGUUAUAAACUCAUAUAUAAGCAGUGCCUGAGUACACAUGACAGCUUUCUUGAUACAACAUAGUGAGCUAGUACUAGCUGACUACAUCUACUUAGCCUAACCUGUUAUGUGCAUACCUAGCCAGUAUGAUUGGCUAGUUUACAGAUCAGUGUGACUUUUAUUUAUUUAUUUUUUAUUUUAUUUUUCAUAUUUAUAUACCGCCCUAUCUCCCUAAGGACUCAGGGCGGUUCACAGGCAGUUAAAAUACAUAUAAAUACAAUUAAAAAUGACAAUUAAAAAACUUAUUCUAUAGCCCAAAUUAUUAAAAACAGUAUAAAUAGUAAAAACCCCUUAAAACCAGUUACUUUAAAAUCUAAUCCAGUCCCGCGCAGAUAAAUAAGUGUGUUUUAAGCUCGCGACGAAAGGUUCGGAGGUCUGGAAGUUGACGAAGUCCUGGAGGGAGUUCGUUCCAGAGGGUGGGAGCCCCCACAGAGAAGGCCCUUCCCCUGGGUGUCGCCAGACGGCACUGCCUAGCUGACGGCACCCUGAAGCUUUUGUUUUGUUAACCCAUUUUAGUCAUAGCUGUAGAAAUGUAGUAUGUCACUAAGCCUGUAGUUUAGUUUGUUGGUUAUGAGCCCCUUUUGUGGGUUAUGAAUCUUAAAUUGUGAUUUAAUAUUUUGUGCAAUCCCAGCUAAUGGUGGUUCUUUUAAUUGAUUGUUAAAUAAAUUGUAGUUUAUCAUAAUGAAAGCUAGCUAGGUGAACUGAUAUUGGGCCAGUCACUCUUAUCACAGCUGAACUCACCUCCAAGGGUUAUUGUUCUGGGGAAAAUAGGAGGAGGAAGGAAUAUUGAAUAUGUUUGUAUCUUAAGUUAUUUGUAAAAAUAAUAAAGGCAGGAAAUAGAUGAUAGGGAGAGAGGGAGAGGGAGAGGGAGAGAACUCAGCUAAUGGACACACUGGAUGCCAAAAUUAGAAAGAUAGCUGAAAGAUAGCUUCAUACACAUAUAUGUUCAUACACAUAUAUCUUGCUAACAUACUUUAAAAUACUCUGCUGCUGAACAAAAUAUUUUUGUACAUAGAAAUAGAAUAGAAUAGAAUAGAAUAGAAUAGAAUAGAAUAGAAUAGAAUAGAAUAGAAUUCUUUAUUGGCAAAGUGUGAUUGGACACACAAGGAAUUUGUCUUUGAUGCAUAUGCUCUCAGUGUACAUAAAAAGAACAUUCGUCAAGAAUCAUAAAAUAUAACACUUAAUGAUAGUCAGAGGGUACAAAUAAGCAAUCAGGAAACAAUAUCAGUAUAAAUUGUAAGGAUACAAGCAACAAAGUUACAGUCAUGCAAUCAUAAGUGGGAGGAGAUGGGUGAUAGGAAUGAUGAGAAGACUAAUAGUAAUAGUAAUGCAGCCUUAGUGAAUAGUUUGACAGUGUUGUGGGAAUUAUUUGUUUAGCAGAGUGAUGGCCUUCGGGGAAAAACUGUUCUUGUGUCUAGUUGUCUUGGUGUGCAGUGCUCUAUAGCAUUGUUUUGAGGGUAGGAGUUGAAACAAUUUAUGUCCAGUUUGUGAGGGGACUGUAAAUAUUUUCACAGCCCUCUUUUUGAUUCGUGCAGUAUACAGGUGCUCAAUGGAAGGCAUAUGGUCCUGCAGUUUUUACCUUGUGAUGAUAUUGAGUGAAAGGAUUAAUGAUGUGUUCUGAGAAUUCUAAUGAUGGCAGUGUUUCUGUUUUCAUGCGAUUCUGAUCCUAGCUUUUUGGUGCCUGUCCCAAAAGUUAGGUUCAGAAUCACAUUAUUGCAGCUACAUGAUUGCAGUUUGCAAUCAAACACAAUAAUGAUGAAACCAGCAGGAAGUCAGAAGUUCCAGUGAUUUGAGGUUCUCACUUAAUAACCUCACUGUAGUCCUCACUUAAAAAUGUUAGCUAUAUAACAAGAAUUGCUCUUGUUAUAUAACACGAUCAUGUGACAUUACACUUCAUGACUGCAUCAUAGUGAUAGCAAUUCUGGUUCCAUUUCCAUUGAACUAAUUGAAUAUUGUAAAUUGGAGGAACAAGCAAAUGCUUCCUAGAAUGCAGAAGGCAGUUGUCUGCCAUCAGACAGAAAAACAAGACAUAGUUUGAUUGAUAGAGCUGGGAUGAAGCUAGAAAUUAUCUUAUUUAGCAUAUUGGACUAUAUUUACUUGCCAUGCACAUUUGAAGGCCUAGCUAUGUUCACACAACUCAUUAACCAAUUUUAAGUGAACUGUUGUCAAUGUUCAAAAAGUACAUUGAAGCAUAGAUCAUACUGGCUGAAAUAACAGAAUGCCCUAAUAGAAUCAAGAACACAUGAAGUGUUACCACUUUAUAAUGCCUUGGUAAGGCCACACUUGAAUAUUGCAUUCAGUUUUGGUCGCCACGAUGUAAAAAAGAUGUUGAGACUCUAGAAAGAGUGCAGAGAAGAGCAACGAAGAUGAUUAGGGGACUGGAGGCUAAAACAUAUGAAGAACGGUUGCAGGAACUCAGUAUGUCUCAUUUAAUGAAAAGAAGGCCUAGGGGAGACAUGAUAGCAGUGUUCCAAUUUCUCAGGGGUUGCCACAAAAAAGAGGGAGUCAAACUAUUCUCCAAAGUACCUGAGGGUAGAACAAGAAGCAAUGGGUGGAAACUAAUCAAGGAGAGAAGCAACUUAGAACUAAAGAGAAAUUUCCUGACAGUUAGAACAAUUAAUCAGUGGAACCACUUGCCUGCAGAAGUUAUGAAUGCUCCAACACUAGAAAUUUUUAAGAAAAUGUUGGAUAGCCAUUUGUCUGAAAUGGUGUAGGGUUUCCUGCCUGGGCAGGGGGUUGGACUAGAAGACCUCCAAGGUCCCUUCCAACUCUGUUGUUGUUGUUGCUGCUGCUUCUGUUGUUGUUGUUGUUGUUAUUAUUAUUAUUAUUAUUAAGACACAAACCCAAAUGACGGUAUAGUCAUUGAUACUGGUUUGAUUCAAUCUAUUAGACUAGGCUAAAUCUGUAUGUUUCAGAAUGUUGUUUCCACUUGAAAUGGGGAAAAUUGUUAAAGGAGGAUGGUUACUUCUAUUCUAAUAAGAACAUACUUUAGUGUCUUCAGUUUUCCGGCAUUACCUAUUAUAGGUAAUAAGAAGUAAGCAGGUUGUGUUUGAAACAUUCCAUCAGUGUUGGUGUUACAGCUUCUUGCAUCCAAAGUACAAUGAGCCCAAAUUAUGUCCUAUGUUAGGCAACUUAUUUUUUUUAAAUGUUGCAAAAGCUGGGCUCUCUUAGUACACUAAAUAUUUUCUUAACUAUGAUUAAUUGACCAAACUGCAAUUGGCUUGGCCUUUGUGCCAUUAAAUAACAAAAAUGUUGGAUUAGACAUGAGUUGAGAGGUCUGUGAUAGGAAUUUCCUGAUGUUUUCCUGGCCCAAAUAGAUGGGAAAUUUGGGUCAUGUGACCCUUGACCAAAUUGCAAAAUCAUUCUCCUAGUAAUCAUUAUGACGGAUCAAAACAAUCUGUCUCUUGUGCUGGCAGCCCAUUAGUCAGGAAGUAAGAGGGAGGGAAGGAGAAACAGAUGUAAAAAAACAGGGCUGGCAGAAAAAGAGUAAGGGGAAAAGAUGGCUGUGUUCACUUUAGGCCAGGGUGUCGAACUCACGUUGUAAUGACAUCGUCACGUGACGUAUUGGGACUUUCCCCCCUUUGCUAAAUGCGUGGCCAGCACAUGAUGCAUCCGGCCCUUGGCCUGGAGUUUGACAGCCCUGCUCUAGGCUAUGCUUUCCCUAUCACAUAAUCCUAUGAAAUCUCAGUGCUCAUUCAGGCUUAAAACCAGUUAGCAGAAAAGCCAAGUUUCAGUCAGAUCAUAGCGGUGGGCUGAAAAGCUAAUCUUUUAUUCUUGAGUUAUGUACCUCGUUUUCAUUUUAUGAAACUUUUUAAGUCACAACAGAUUAGAAGAAGGUACCUUCUCCUCUUUAUUUAUUGCUGGCAUAAAAACUUGUAUAAAGAAAGCUGCAUCCCAGUCAGCUAUUAUACUCAGGUUAAGGAAGCCAUGACUUAGUGUAUGAACACUCCCAUUGUAACUUAAGAAACCAUGUUUAAAACCAAACAAUGGCCUAGAAUGAUAUAUUGACCUGGUACUAAAUUUAAUAUUUGAAUAUUUUCAAUCUAUUCUUGAUUUAAAAGUUGAUUGGUAAAAAAGGCAUAAUUUGGGGUGUUCUAUUGACUAUAUUGAGUAUUGUAUAAUUCAUAGCUAAUUAGUUCAUGCUUUUCUUUUUGAUCAGAGUUAUAUUCAAUUUCAUUUACACUACAGUAUAGUUUUAUACUACCGAAGAAGGCAGGUAAAGUGUAAUACUGAUAGAUUGGAAUGUACUUGCACAAUAUUUUGUUGGGAUGAUUACUUAGUAACUGUUUUCAAAACAAAUUCAGAGACUAUCUCACUUUAACUGGGUUCGUGUGAUAUCACUAGUCCAUACAGGAAAUCUCUGUGCAACAUUGUGACAUAGCCAAUUCUUCUACAUUUCUGUUACAUGGAUCACUUCUUGUUUUGUUUAUGUUUUCUGUGUAUUUUCAUCCACGUGCCUUAUUAUUUGUUACUAAAGUUAUAAAAAGACAUUCAUUGUUGAUUCUUCUGUCUGGCAUAUACACAACUGGAUCAGUGGUUUAUAAACUUCUUCUGUAUUGUUACUGUUAGAGUGAUUGUCUAAAAUUACAUGAUAUCAGAGGAAAAAAGGGGAUAAUUAUUUGACAAUCCCAUUUUUGCUGUUAAGAUAAUUAGAUCAUAGUAGUA